Hyaloscypha bicolor E is the source of this 516-nucleotide messenger RNA. RefSeq lists its product as uncharacterized. The record is from RefSeq and is a predicted model, not a curated record. Bases 1 to 516 code for a protein of 171 amino acids. The transcript has 3 exons. Lineage: Eukaryota; Fungi; Ascomycota; Leotiomycetes; Helotiales; Hyaloscyphaceae.
AUGGUGAACACGUUGAAGGCAGACGGUUUGGAACGAGAGAAUCUGCUUGAAGACACUAUUCAGAAACGUGAGGCGGAAGGAUUUGAUCCGACGGACAACCAGCAACCAUUGGCAGACGAGCGGGACUUUCGUGAGGAGCACAUCAGAUAUCUUGAGGACCAGAGGAGCCUCCGCCGGAAGUUGGGAUUGCCGUUCGACUUCGAUUUCUGGGGCGGAAUCGAGAUGCAGCAACAAGGAAGGUUUGAGAGAAAAGCAUUCCGAGAUCGAGUCGAAGCUCAUUGGAUUGUGGAGUUUGAUAGCAGGGAGAAUGCCAAGGGAUACCCAAAGCCAUUGUUAAUUUGCCUCACCACCCUCCACCUGGAUGAGACUGAGUUCAGGUACAAAGAUCUGCUUUCCGCAUGGAUGGGCACGGAGUGGAUCAGGUCUACAAAAGCUUGGACUUCGAAGAAGAUGUUGAGUAACACGUCCGUGAUUUUGGGUUUAUUGUGUAUGACAUCUGAACCCGUGAAAAAUUGA